Messenger RNA from Symbiodinium natans, 2286 nucleotides. The record is from the annotation of a GenBank genome assembly. NCBI's taxonomy places the organism in Eukaryota, Dinophyceae, Suessiales, Symbiodiniaceae.
AUGUGGUGGUGUGAUCGCAGAUGUCGGUGGACCGCGGGCGUGUUGCUUGCCGUCUUGCCAGUCGUGAUGUACUUCUCGCUGUCCUUCACGCUGGGAGGCUACUUCGCGAGCCUGGCAGCUGCCCUUUGGUUCUACAUCAUGGGCUAUUGGGUUUUGAAGGAUCAAGCCUAUCCUUUUGCUUUGCCAAUGCGUCUCGCGUGCGUGGCUCUCAUAUGGUCCAUUACGUUGUCUGUAACCAUGGUUCCAUUACUGAUCUAUGGGGGGCACGAUCCUUGCAGUGAGUUCGACCCAUCCAUGAUGAAUGAGCUGGGGCAGGCAUUUCAUGAUCUCUGGGUCGUAGCCAUUGUCAGAGUUGUAUCAACCUGGGUCCUGGCAGUUUUGGCAGUGUUUCUGUGCGCGGCGGACCAUCCGGCAUCUACUUACAUCCGCCAAUCGGUGAGGUGUGUGUUGUACUACUGGCUUGCCACUGCUGUUCGCUGCAUUGAUGGCUUCACGAUGGCAUGUACAGGUGAGGAUCGCGACCAGGAUGGUGUGAGGGACGAUACGUUACACACCCAUCCGAUACCCUACAUGGCCGCCCCCUUUGGAACUGCCGCAUCCUUGUUGGGAGACAUUUGGUGCAUCCAGCUGGUGAUGCAAAGGCUGGUAGCCUUCCAGGAAGCUUUUGGGGAAGAGCUUCCUUGCAUGAAAGCCGUCAGAUGCCUAUCGCUCAUGAUGAAAGUCUGCAUGGUCUUGGUGGGUGUAGGGACGCUCCUUGAUGGGCCGAUCAGGUUGGCGGUGAACAUGUUUACCACCUUCUGCCUUCUUUGGCUUGUGGUGCUGGUCUGUUGGGCAUACUCGCUUCCUUUGCAGGCAUUAAGAAAUGCAAGGGAGCUGGACAGAAGAAAUGACGUCAUGGGAGAGCAGCUCCUGAACGAGGGUCGAUACGCCAUGAGAGUGAUCCUUGCAGCUCAACUCGGCUUCGUGAUGGCGGGCUUCUCCAUGGCCCUCUUCCUGGUCUCCCAUGGGUUGCUUCCAUUCAGCAGCACGAAUUCCUUGACCAGCCUGUACGUUUAUGCUGGCUUGUCAGACACGGUGGGCAAUGCAGUUUGUGUAUCUCUUCUGUCGGUCACUUCUCUGUCCUGGCCGAAAUUGUUCUGCUGCCCUCGGAAGGGGGCGUCGACUGGUAGCGAAAAGAGCCACUUGCAGAACGAGUGCACCUGUGGACAGCAGAUGGGGAGGACCGUGUCCCAGAGCUCCCAAUCCGUCACACGGGUUGGCGCUGCUCUUUGCGAGGCUUGCGCUUGGCAGGUGAAGGUGGCAGAGCUGGCGAGCCGUCGGGUUUCCGUGGCCCAGUUGUUGGACUUCUACGCUCAACUAGGUUGCGAAACGCAAGACCCUUCGACUCCGACGUCGCCGCGGCCUCCAGCAAGAAUCAUGCCACACUAUGAGCCGGGCAGGUCCACGACCAACGACGUGGUUCGCCAUGCGAUUAUCCCCGCAUCUCGCCAUGGCCCUACAGGAAAGUCGUUGGCUGACACCUGGUACCAAGCCACGGAAGAAGUGGGACCAGUAGAACACCACUUCUCCAUAGCAAGCGCCUGGACCACGGACCAUGCGCCCAGGAGUCUUGGCGUUGAGAGGUUUGACGGGUCUACGACAUACUUGCUUUCUGCCGAAGGAGCACUUGAGAACCUGCAGUAUUGGAUCUGUGCUUUCUGCAUUAACCAGCAUGCGAGCAUCUGCGGCAGCUCUAUGGGAGCGCGUGACACCGUUACUGGCGAUGUGCUGCCUUCCUGCAGCUGUCAUACGCCGAAGUAUUUCAACGACUUCCCAGUCGAGUGCGAGCUCAACAAGUUUGACUCGAUGAUGAAUCACCUGCAUGUGCGAUAUUCUCAAGAUUUCUUGCAAGUUGUAGCCAUUGACCGGGACUUCCAGCUGUUCUCAAGGGCAUGGUGCGUUGCCGAGCUAGUUGAAGCGUACAACAGCCACAUGGAUCAGCACGUGAUGCUCCACUCCCCGCACGUCUUGGAGCAGAACUCCAAUCGCCUCAGCUCUCUGAAAGUCGAGGACUGCCAAGCUUCCAGGCAUGAAGACAAGCAGGCCAUCCUUUCGAAGAUUGGCGGGGCUCCGGAGAUUGAGAGGUUCAACGGCCUUCUGCAGCAGCUUCUGCUCGGAUCGAAGGGGCUCCUGGCCGGAUGGCUCGACGGGCAAAGGAUGCUCCAAGAGGUGGGCGCCAUCGCCGCCCGGGCACGCAGCCGGUGCCAGAAGCAGGAGGGUUUAGGGUUUAGCCUGUUUCGGGUUUAG